Messenger RNA from Striga hermonthica, 2511 nucleotides. The record is from the annotation of a GenBank genome assembly. Lineage: Eukaryota; Viridiplantae; Streptophyta; Magnoliopsida; Lamiales; Orobanchaceae.
AUGGCGCCCGACUCUGCUGAGAAGAAGAAAGCCAAACGAAACUCGCGGAAGCGAGCCCGAGUAGAGUCGGACCAGCAAAUUGCACGGCUGAACUCUCUUCCCUGGAGCUCGUCUCUCCCCGAAGGUAACGAUGGCAGAGGGGACGAUGGUUUUUCUCUCUUCAUCGGCUCUAACGACCUUGAAGGAGGAUUUCUUACCCUUGAAGAGAUUGAUGAAUCAGACUACGGGUUAGGAAUUCCUAGAAUUAAUUUGGAGAAUGAGAGACAGGAGUCGAAUCGGGGAAAUAAAUCAAAGAGGAUUAGGCAAAAUAAUGGUGAUGCAGAUGAAAGCUGUGGUGGUCAGCUUCAUUGUGAGAGUGAUGGUAAGGCCGAAGAAAGCAUUGGGGAGGAUGAGAAGAAGGAAGUGAGGCAGAAGAGCAAGAAGAAAAUUAAGAAUGUGAAGAAAAAGAAAAUGGACCGUCAGAAGAAUCGUGAGAAAAGUGAAUCGGAACAGACCGAAGAACCAGCUGCAGUAUUACGACAAAAAUAUGAUUCUGAAUAUCUGCUUUCAGCUUGCAAUGGAGAGAAUGAUGAUAAUGUUGAAGGCAAUUCAGCUGAUGAAGAAGAAUAUUAUGCAUGGAACGAUCUUAGACUUCAUCCGAAAAUUAUGAAAUCAAUAUACAGACUAAAGUUUAAAGAGCCUACUCCGAUCCAGAAAGCUUGUAUUCCUGCUGGUGCUCAUAAAGGGAAGGACGUGAUUGGUGCUGCAGAGACAGGAUCUGGUAAAACACUUGCUUUUGGCUUGCCAAUUAUACAACGUCUUCUGGAAGAACGAGAAAAAGUAGAGAGGCUCAUGGAAGAAAAAGGAGAGGCCAAUGAAAAGAUUGCGCCAAAAGGUGUUCUGCGUGCUCUCAUUGUUACCCCUACAAGGGAGCUCGCACUUCAGGUCACUGAUCAUCUGAAGGAAGUAGCAGUGGGCAUGGAUAUUAGGGUGGUUCCUAUUGUUGGUGGAAUAUCAACUGAGAAGCAGGAAAGGCUUUUGAAAGCACGGCCUGAAAUUGUUGUUGGAACACCGGGGCGACUAUGGGAACUCAUGUCAGGAGGAGAAAUUCACCUUUUGGAGCUUCACUCGUUGUCAUUUUUUGUGCUGGAUGAAGCCGACCGCAUGAUUGAAACUGGUCACUUUCGUGAACUGCAGUCCAUAAUUGACAUGCUUCCCAUGAACAGAGAAUCAUCUGAGAGCCAACCUCAGAAUACACAGAACUGUGUAACUGUUGCUAGCCUCCAAAGAAAGAAAAGGCAGACAUUUGUGUUUUCUGCAACUCUUGCCCUGUCUGCUGAUUUUCGUAAGAAGUUGAAGCAGGGAUCUGGUAAUUCGAAAAAAGAUGGGCUUAACUCGAUUGAGACUCUUUCAGAGAGAGCAGGAAUGAGACCGGAUGCUGCUAUAGUAGAUCUUACUAAUGCUUCAAUUUUAGCCAAGAAGCUGGUGGAAUCAAUUAUUGAGUGUAGGGAAGAAGAGAAGGAUGCCCAUUUGUAUUACUUACUAAGCGUACAUGGACAAGGACGAACAAUUGUUUUUUGUACUUCAAUAGCAGCUUUACGCCGCAUUUCGUCAUUAUUGCGUAUCCUCAAGAUAAAUGUGUGGACCCUUCACUCAGAAAUGCAGCAGCGGGCACGCCUAAAGUCUGUGGACCGUUUCCGUGCUAGUGAACAUGGAAUACUCAUCGCCACAGAUGCUGCCGCGCGAGGGCUUGACAUUCCUGGUGUCCGUACUGUUGUCCAUUAUCAGCUUCCACUUUCGGCUGAGGUAUAUGUUCAUAGAUGUGGAAGGACAGCUAGAGCCUCUACUGAUGGUUGCAGCAUUGCUCUUGUCUCGCCAAAUGAUGCGUCAAAAUUUGCAGCUCUGUGCAAGUCAUUUGCAAAGGAAAGUUUCCAGCGUUUUCCUGUUGAAGUAUCUUACAUGCCUGAGAUUAUGAAGAGAUCAUCUCUUGCACAUCAAAUAGACAAAAUUUUGCGGAAGGACUCCCAGGUGAAAGCUGAAAAGAGUUGGUUGGAAAGAAAUGCUGAAUCCAUUGAACUGGUUUUGGAGGACAAUGACAGUGAGGAGGAUAGAGUGAAGAAAUACAGGCAAAAUAAGAACAAAUCAAAUCAGCUGAACAAGUUGCAGCAGGAGCUCAACUCAUUACUUUCCAGGCCAUUGCAACCCAGAGCAUUUUCAAAACGAUAUUUGGCAGGGGCUGGUGUCACUCCAUUGCUUCAGCAUCAAUUUCAAGAACUAUCAAAACAGAAACUUGGAGGUGCAAGUAAUUUUGAUCCAAAUAAAAGGAGAAAAUUAGUGGUUAUUGGUCAAGAUUGCGUGGAGCCACUUGAGGCACUGAGAAAUGCAAGUAAUGAGGCGUGCUUGGAUCUGAAAGAGAUAGCAGAAAAGCAAAAGAAUUCAGACAGCUUGAGAAGGAAAAGAAAAGAGAUGAAAAAACGUUUGCAUGAGCAAAGGCGGAAACACAGGAAGAAGAUGAAACAAAGAGAAGGUUAG